UCAGCGGGGCCGGUGCUGCGGGACCCCCCCCACCGUGCUCCCGGUGGGACGCCGGUUCGAGUCCCCGCUCCGCGGAGGGGGUUAUUCCGGGUGAAGGAGGAACCCGCGGGGCCGCCCCGUCCCGAGGAGGAGCCGCGUUCCUGCCCGCCUCCCCCCACCAGUCUCCCCGCCCCGUCUCCCCGCCGCGGGGCCGGCGGUAGCGGUGCGGGAAUAGCGGUGCCCCGCAAUAGCAUCCCGCGGGCCGGGCUGUCGUCGAGCCGGAGCUUGCUGGUGAGAAGGGAAAGCCACCCGCAGCCAUGGAAGGGGGUGUGCAGCUCCUCAACCGCGAUGGCCACAGCAUCUCCCACAACUCCAAGCGGCACUACCACGAUGCCUUCGUGUGCAUGAACCGCAUGCGGCAGCGCGGGCUGCUCUGUGACAUCGUGCUCCAUGUGGGCACCAAGGAGAUCAAGGCCCACAAGGUGGUGCUGGCGUCGUGCAGCCCGUACUUCCACGCCAUGUUCACAAAUGAGAUGAGCGAGAGCCGCCAGACGCACGUGACGCUGCACGACAUCGACCCGCAGGCCCUGGAGCAGUUGGUGCAAUACGCUUACACAGCUGAGAUUGUGGUGGGCGAGGGGAACGUGCAGACACUCCUCCCUGCUGCCAGCCUGCUUCAGCUCAAUGGUGUGCGGGAUGCUUGCUGCAAGUUCCUGCUCAGCCAGCUCGACCCAUCCAACUGCCUGGGGAUCCGGGGCUUUGCUGACACUCACUCCUGCAGCGACCUCCUCAAGUCUGCACACAAGUAUGUCCUCCAGCACUUCGUGGAGGUGUCCAAGACAGAGGAGUUCAUGUUGCUGCCUCUUAAACAGGUGCUGGACCUCAUUUCUAGUGACAGCCUCAACGUGCCAUCGGAGGAGGAGGUGUACCGGGCUGUGCUCAGCUGGGUCAAACACGAUGUGGACAGCAGAAGGCAGCAUGUCCCAAGGCUUAUGAAGUGCGUGCGGCUGCCCCUGCUGAGCCGGGACUUCCUCAUGAGCAACGUGGACACGGAGCUGCUGGUGCGGCACCACUCGGAGUGCAAGGACCUGCUCAUCGAAGCCCUCAAGUACCACCUCAUGCCGGAGCAGAGAGGGGUCCUGAGCAACAGCAGGACGAGGCCACGGCGCUGCGAGGGGGCCAGCACUGUGCUCUUUGCUGUGGGUGGAGGGAGCCUGUUCGCCAUCCAUGGGGACUGCGAGGCCUAUGACACGCGGACGGACCGGUGGCACAUGGUGGCCUCUAUGUCAACGCGCAGGGCUCGGGUUGGAGUUGCUGCCAUUGGGAACAAGCUGUAUGCUGUCGGCGGCUACGAUGGCACCUCUGAUUUGGCCACAGUGGAGUCCUAUGAUCCCGUCACCAAUUCCUGGCAACCCGAGGUGUCCAUGGGCACCAGGAGGAGCUGCCUGGGUGUAGCAGCACUUCAUGGGCUUCUCUAUGCUGCUGGGGGGUACGAUGGGGCCUCGUGCCUGAACAGCGCAGAGCGGUACGACCCUCUGACAGGCACCUGGACAUCCAUCGCUGCCAUGAGCACCAGGAGACGCUACGUCCGGGUGGCAACGCUAGAAGGCAACCUCUAUGCUGUUGGGGGAUAUGACAGCUCAUCCCACUUAGCCACAGUAGAGAAGUAUGAGCCCCAGAUCAACACUUGGACACCCAUUGCCAACAUGCUGAGCCGCCGGAGCAGCGCCGGGGUGGCUGUGCUGGAGGGGAUGCUCUAUGUGGCUGGUGGCAACGAUGGGACCAGCUGCCUUAACUCUGUGGAGCGCUACAACCCCAAAACCAACACGUGGGAGAGUGUGGCACCCAUGAACAUCCGUAGGAGCACCCACGACCUGGUGGCCAUGGAUGGGUGGCUGUAUGCAGUAGGUGGCAACGACGGGAGCUCUAGCCUCAACUCCAUCGAGAAGUACAACCCCCGUACCAACAAGUGGGUAGCAGCCUCGUGCAUGUUCACACGCCGGAGCAGCGUAGGGGUGGCUGUGCUGGAACUCCUCAACUUCCCACCCCCUUCCUCGCCCACCCUGUCGGUGUCUUCGACGAGCCUUUGACAAAGAAUCAGGACCUACCUUACCUCAAGGGGACAGGGGUGCGUGGUGGAGCUCUAGGCUCACCCCACGGGGCAGCCGGUCGCUGUAGGAGGAGAGCGAAGGGACCGGCCGCUGCCUCCAGCCCCAGCAUUCCUUGAACCCUGGAGCCAUCCCUGUUCUCGGUGCACACAUCGGAUCAGCACGACCACAGCAGUUAGAAAUGUGCUUCCUGGACGAGCACCCUCCUUCUAGAGGGCAAGAAGAGAGGAUGCUCUCUGCUCCGUUCAGACUCAUCUCACCGCUCACCCAAAGGGGGUAUAUUUUCUUUGGGGAGAGGGAACUUUCAACCAUUGCUGCUUCUUGGAUUCCCGUGAUCCAGCCGGUGCCACACGGAUGAGCACAGCCAGCCUUGGAGGCUUCCAGGAGUCCUGUGGGGUGGCAGAGGUGGGCAGCACCCAAGGACAAGGCUGAAUGUGCAACUGCUCCUCUGAAUGUCACUGUAGCCUAACUCUUUAACCAAGCCUAUCGUGCACUGUUAAAAGACUCUGAGGCCACUGUAUGGUUCUCAAUGGUGUCUAAUUGAUGCCUUAAAAUACACAAAACAGAAGAAGCCCAGCUUAAGGGACAGGGCCUGGAGGAGGUGAGGUUUGGAGACAGGACUGGAUGCAGCAUCCUGAACCCUCCAGCGUUUCCAUGCUCAGCUGGCUCCGCCUCAUUCACCAUGAUCCCAACUGACCAUUGCUCUGGUCUGGAGGAUGCUCAUCGCAUCCUCCCCAGCCAGGAGGAUGAGUUGAGGGACCCUGUUGGCAUCCGUGCUGCUGUUGUCCCAGGUUCCAGAGACCGUGUGGCUGCCUGCUCUGUGCACGUGGUCCUGGUUCAGCUUGGGAAUGGGCCGGCCUGUUUGUUGUUCCUCUCUCUGCAAAGCAGAUGCUGGGUGAGGGAAAGGUAUUGGUUCUCAUUCUCUUCUGAAGGAGGAGGAUUUCCUGGCAUUACUUUUUUUGGGUGUUAAUAUUUUGCCUUUUUUAUUGUUUGAAUGCUAAUACUUUAAUUUUUAAUGACUUCACAUCCCUUUAUUUUUCACACUCCUGCAAUUCCCCAUCCCAUCUGCUUUUAAAGCAGCAGAAGGGAUGCAAUUACUUUCCUCAGUUGUGGAUGAGAUGAUGACUGCGUCCUGGAAGACGUUCUCUAUAGAUGUAUGGGUUUGUAUGUGCACGUGUGAGACACUGUGACAACAGCAUGAAAGGGACCAUUUGCAAUUAGUGACUCCCUGGCAAUUAAGCAACCACUUUAAUUAGCUAAAGGUUGAGUAAAUCAGUACUGUAAGUCAAUAAGACCCACUAAGUAAGACCCACCUAUGCCAUGAAACCUCUUGGGUGGUGUUUUCAGUACUUAUGCUCUAGGAUGUGUGUGUGAGCCUUGAACUGAGACGUGUUAUCAGGUGUUCUCCACAUUACAGAGGAAUGACUCAACCACUGGUACCUCAAUAGUGUUCAAAUGUAGCAUUGGAAAUACGGUCUAACUGUUCAGAACUAACUCCUUUAUCCUUUCUUUAUUCCCUGCUCCUUCUCAUCUCUCAUUUCCAGAGUUUGUAUUUCACUUUGAUGGCGUCUGUUGGCCUGAACUUUCAAGGGGCUUUCAAGAGAUUUCUUCUCUUUUCUUUGGGGUGAAAAGAGAGUUUGAGAUGAGACAGGGACUCCCCAACUUCAGACAAUGCUUAUGGUGAUCUGCUUUCUCCUUGGCCAGGUGCCUGCAUGUUUUACAAGCCCACUUACAGUGCCUCACGUUGGACCCCUGAAAUUACCAGCAGCUUCUGGAAAUCUGGGCUGCUUCUCCCCCAGCCUCUCCCCAAGGACACUCUGUAGUGCAGAGGACCCUGCAGAUGUCCAGGCUCUGCUCAUGCAGGUUGUCCCUUGGUCAACGUGGUCACUUGAAUCUGCUUUGUUGGAAGUAAUGAUGAAAUGGGUGAAGUCUGCGCUGCUGCAUGCAUGAGGUCUCAAUCAUAGAAUCAUAGAAUGGUUUGGGUUGGAAAGGACCCUAAGAUCACCUAGUUCCAACCCCCUGCCAUGGGCAGGGACACCUCACACUAAACCAUGUCACCCAAGACUCCAUCCAGCCUGGCUUUGAACACCUUUCCAUCCCACUCCUAUAAGCAACAUCAGGAUUCUAGUCUUCUGCUGGGCCAGUGCAUUCAAGGUGGCCAUGGCUUAGGGUGCUCUUUGAACAGGAUCACCCUAAAAGCCCCAUGGCUGUGUCAGAAGGGAAGGAUGCUGAGGUCCUGCUGAGGCCUUUGUGUGAGGAAUGGUGUAAAGAUAGCAGAGCCCAGCCAGCCUGCUGAAGGACAUACAGCAACUGCUGAAGGGCUGAUUUCAACCAAGUUGUUGUUCUAGUGAUGCUUCACAUCUGGCCAGCUGUGGCUGUUAGCGUGAAUGGGGGCUGCUGCCUUUAGGGGGGCAGCAGGCAGGCGAAACUGGAGGGGAGGUGAGCUAUGUAGAAGGCUGAGGAGAAGCUUUAUGCCAUGAGCCCUUGGCCUCAGUUGUAAUCUUUAGCAAUUUACACCACCAACGGUGUGCAGUGCUGCCGUGCCCCUUGAGGAUCAGGGAAACAGGCAGGGUGGCUCCUGUCACCCCAUCACUUGGGUCCUGAGCAAUAUCACCACUGAGCCUGUUCUGCAGAAACCUGGAGGGGAAGGAGCUUUUUGUGUCUGUGAUGUUCUAACUAUGCAGGUGCUCACUGCUUUCCUGUCAAAGAGUAAGAAGGAAGGAAAGGGCAAAAGAGUUCCCCAGCAGCUUGCGGGGGUCCGGAGCACCCUGACCCACACUGUGUGGACACGAGGUGUCAGCGUCUGCCCUGGGACAUCCCAGGGUGGACUCGCUUCUGGUGCUGCACAUCCCUUGCUGAGGAGGAGGCCUCGGAGGGGAUGUGUGUCUGUGUCUGUCUGUCUGUAAUACCCUAUCUGAGGGGAGGAGAACUGUCAACUGUGCGUGGCUUCUCUGCCAGUUUUAGUUUAGUGGUGUCUCACCCAACAUGUUACUUGUGCAAUUCCCCACGUGAGCUUUUCCCAGCGGAGGAGCAUCCCCCAGCGGGUGCCUCCGGGGCUGUGUGUGUUGAUGUGGUUCACCCAGGGACCCCGGUGUCAGCCUGCAAGGCCAGGCAGGAGCCCUCACCCUGAUGUGUGGGGAGAGGGUUCCUUGGCCUUACUGGUGGGCAGACCCGGUUUACUCCAUGUCAAACCCUUGUCACUUUGAUUUCUCUGUAAGUUAUCUGACUUAUUUAUGUGGAACUCUGUUUCUCUGAAUUUUUUGCACUACAUGGGGUCGGGGAGGGGAUACAAGCAAUAGAAGCCAACGUGUACAAUAAAGAUGUUUUCUUGAAUACCG
Strigops habroptila (Kakapo) is the source of this 5425-nucleotide messenger RNA. RefSeq names its product kelch like family member 17 (gene KLHL17). Gene Ontology annotation, molecular function: protein binding. The record is from RefSeq and is a predicted model, not a curated record. Bases 297 to 2069 code for a protein of 590 amino acids. Lineage: Eukaryota; Metazoa; Chordata; Aves; Psittaciformes; Psittacidae. The transcript has 12 exons.